GUCAGUGUAGACUAUCUUCGACCGGCACAGGCUUGACCCACGGUGCCUACGAACUGGUGGCAACACGACAAGAUGAACUACCAAAAGCUCAAUCUUGGCGCCAUCGACGCGCGGACGGCUGCGGGAGCACCUGCGCUGGGUGCGAAUGCACGCACAUCCUCGCCUGAGUCAAAUUAUUGGCGUCGCUUCCGGUCACCUGUCUUCAUCAAAGAGCAUGCCCCCAUAACCUCCAUUCACUUUGUGCCGGCUUCUUCAGUAGCCCCCACGGUUCCCGCUCCUGGGUCUGAUCAGGCAAACAAUGCGCUCAUCAACCCACUCAUCCCCCAAGCGUCCUCGACAGGUGGGAGCACAUCUGCAGCUGCGUCCUCUUCGCAGCGGUAUGCAGUCACCUCAGGAACAAAGGUGCAGCUCUAUUCCAUGCGCACGGACAAAGUCGUCAAAACAGUGUCAAGAUUUGGCGACGUUGCGAGAAGUGGGAAUAUUAGAGCAGACGGAAAGCUGCUCGUAGCAGGCGAUGACUCGGGCUUAAUUCAAGUCUUUGAUGUCAACUCGAGGGCAAUCCUGCGAACGUUCAAGGGGCAUAAGCUACCUGUACACGUUACCCGCUUUUCUUCGGCCCCGACCCAGGUGCUCUCAGCAUCAGACGACCAGACUGUCCGGCUGUGGGACAUUCCAUCUCAGUCGGCAGUGCGAACGUUCGCUAGACAUAGCGACUAUGUUAGAUCUGCGAUGGUAUCACCAGACAAUCCGUCGCUUCUUCUCAGCGGCUCCUACGACGCGACAGUGCGCCUAUGGGAUGCUCGCGUGCACGAGAAUGGGGGGCAGGUCAUACAGAUGGACCACAAGGCACCAGUAGAAGAUAUUGCAAUUUAUCCUACUGCAGGCGGAGGUGUUGCUCUCAGUGUCGGAGGGCCAGUAUUACGAGCUUGGGAUCUGAUGAUGGGUGGGAGAUGCAUCAAGGCCAUCUCGAAUCAUCAAAAGACCAUCACAAGCCUCGCAAUCUCGAUGGAAAGCGAUGCAAAUGUCAGCGCAGCACCUGGCGCACUCGGAUCCAUUGGUCUUGGCAGCAGCGGUAUGCGCAUUCUCACAGGGGGGCUGGAUCAUCUUAUCAAGAUUUAUGACCCGUCUAAAGGCUUCAAGGUGACGCAUACCAUGCGCUAUCCCGCACAGAUCCUCUGCAUGGCUCUGUCACCUGAUGAGAGCCAUCUCGCGGUUGGCAUGGCGGACGGAACGUUGUGCAUCCGGAAACGCGAGCUGAAGCAGAGCGAGAUCAAACGUAGACAAGAGCGAAAAGCUGCACUAAUAGGGGGCAGCUACGACUCCUUCUUGCAAGGCAAUGCAGCUGCUGCAGCUCAACAAGCCGGCAGCACCAUGGGCCCUGGCCAAGACGCAGGGCGACGAAGCCGCGAUGACGUACGUGUCGCGAGUGUACGAAGCGUCAAGCUCAAAGAUUACGACAAAUUUCUCAAAGCGUUCCGUUAUCAGGAUGCACUCAAUGCAGUGUUGCGUCCGAAUGUACCUGCCAACGUGACAUUUGCCCUCUUGCUGGAGCUCACACAUCGCUCGCCAAUCGUGACAGCGACCAACGGCGGCCCAGAUGGAAUUCGACGCGCAGUUCAGGGAAGAGAUGACGUCGGGCUCGAGCCCUUGCUCAAGUUCCUGCUCAAACAUGCUUCUAAUCCAGCCUACGUGGACAUCGUCUCCGACACCAUGAACGUCCUCAUUGACUGCUACGCCGACGUGCUUGGACAGUCACCCUUGUUGGACGACAUGCUCGGGCGCAUAUGGGCCAAGAUCUCGGAUGAGAUCAAGCUGCAGCGCAACAUUACGCAGGUCAAGGGCGCGCUUGAGAUGAUCCUGGCACGCACAGCCCUCAGUGCCGCGCUAUCUCAACCGUGACCUCUUAGAAUAGACACAUUCUGUACUUCUACGCAUUUGCGCAUUUGCAUCAUAUCGC
This is a messenger RNA of Tilletiaria anomala UBC 951, 1957 nucleotides long. RefSeq names its product WD40 repeat-like protein. Gene Ontology annotation, biological process: rRNA processing; positive regulation of transcription by RNA polymerase I. Gene Ontology annotation, cellular component: nucleolus. Gene Ontology annotation, molecular function: protein binding. NCBI's taxonomy places the organism in Eukaryota, Fungi, Basidiomycota, Exobasidiomycetes, Georgefischeriales, Tilletiariaceae. The transcript is spliced from 2 exons. Bases 73 to 1899 code for a protein of 608 amino acids. The record is from RefSeq and is a predicted model, not a curated record.